AUGCUAGACUAUGACAAUUACAUGAAGACCGUUGCCGAUAAGGUCAAAAAUUUGUCUGCAGCUCAAAGGGACGAACUGCAUGUAACAGCUGGCGAAGUCACUAACCUUGACGGCGCCAAGCGGAGAAAGAGAUGGCCUUCAAGAAGUACCGAAACUUCCAAAGUUAGAUAUUGUUUUGCUUUGUUUGCCUUAAAGACAAAGGUUGCCGGAAGCAGAACCAAGGAUAUAAAUAAAUUUCUUGUACAAGUAUAUGUCAACAAGAUAAUUCUUGGUCACUGUUCGAAUAUACUGAGAGAAUAUGGAAUACUGAGUGACCGUUCAUGGUAUUUAAUAACAGAAUAUCCUGAAUAUGGGAAUCUCUGCGAAUUUCUGAAGAACGAGAAAAAUGCAUCGCUCUUAAGCUGGGAAUGGAAAACUAGACAAGCAUGUAAUAUAGCGCAAGCGCUUUCUUUUUGUCAUAGCAGAAAUAUUUUACAUCAAGAUGUCCGAAGUCCAAAUGUAGUUAUUAAUCAAUUUAUGACGGCAAAGUUGACAAAUUUCGGUUUUCAAACUAUAAUUCAUGACAACAAAUGCGUAUAUGAAGAGGGGAACCAGAAAAUUAGAUGGUUAGCCCCCGAAAAACUCAAGGACAACAGAGUACCAUACUCUAGGGAGACAGAUGUAUACAGCUUUGGUAUAUUAUUAUGGGAAAUAUCGGCCCAUAAGAUACCGUACGAGAACGUCCUGGACCCUAGCAGAGUGAAAAAAAUAGUAGGGGAGGAAAAACGACCUGAAAUUGACCCCGACACACCCUCAAACUUUGAGAAAAUAAUGACAUCCUGUUGGAGACAGAAUCCGAGUGAUCGUCCGAAGAUGGAAACGGUGUGGGAAUCAUUAGGAAGCUAA
Messenger RNA from Paraglomus brasilianum, 885 nucleotides. The record is from the annotation of a GenBank genome assembly. NCBI's taxonomy places the organism in Eukaryota, Fungi, Glomeromycota, Glomeromycetes, Paraglomerales, Paraglomeraceae.